GGGACUUCAUGCUCGCUCGCGAAGAAUUCUAUGACGCCAUGAGGCUGGGCUUUGGAUGCGCUGAGUGAUGGCUGAUGGCGACUACUACAAGCUCUUGGGCGUAGACCCAUCUGCCUCCGCCAAGGACAUCGGCAAGGCCUUCCGGCAGAUCGCCCGGAAGGUGCACCCGGACAAGCUCCCGCCGGACAGCUCGGAGGCGCAGAAGCUCCGCGCCAAGCAGCAGUUCCAGCAGGUGGCCAAGGCCUGGGAGGUGCUGGGGGACCCGCAGCAGCGCGCCCUCUAUGACGCCCAGCGAGAACCGGCGCCGCAGCGGGAGUGGGCGCCGAAUGGGUCGCGGCGUGCGCGGCCGGGAGCGGCGCAGCCGGGGACGGCGGGGCAGAGCAGGUGGCGGCGCGAGGAGGACGAGCAGGCGGCGGCGCAGGAGGAGGAGCGGCGCGAGGAGCGGCGGCGGCAGGAGGAGCGGCGGCGCGCGCGGCAGGAGGCUCGGAAGCAGCAGCAGGAGGCGGAGGAGGAGAAGAAGGAGCGGGAGCAGGACAAGCGCGGCCUGGGCGGCCACUGGAGACCAUUCCAGGCCGGCAUGCAAGCCCCCGAUGGCCCAGAGCGAUCGGGCGGCACCAGACAUUGGUCUGGCUGGUCGGCGGCCAAAGCAGCGGAUGUACAUAGCGAUAGCUCCAGUGAGCUGAGUUUCGAUUUAAACAUCGACCUCGGCGACCUAGACCUCCGCUUCGCACAAAGGGCCGAGCAGGAGGAGUGGGAGGACUGCGGUGAGGUUUGGGAGAUGAAACGCCCCAAGCCUACGGCUGAGCCGGCGCCUGAGGCUCCCACAGAACCAGAGGCCUCGCCGCUGCGCGGUUCUAGGGAUCCGCGGGAGCCAAAGCGGCCCUGCUGCAGCGUGCAGUGACCA
Molecule: messenger RNA, 904 nt
Organism: Effrenium voratum
Lineage: Eukaryota; Dinophyceae; Suessiales; Symbiodiniaceae
Source: the annotation of a GenBank genome assembly